CUUCGUUUGCAUAUAUCUAGGUUUACCUCCCUAGCUCCAGCUGAAAAACUCAAUCAGUCACUGUUAGGUCAAAUCUCGAUCCCCAAAUCCACAGAGCCCCCAUGGCGAAGUUCGGCGAAGGCGACAAGCGAUGGAUCGUCGAAGACCGUCCCGACGGCACCAACGUCCACAACUGGCACUGGGCCGAAACCAACUGCCUCGAGUGGUCUCGCACCUUCUUCAACAACCAAUUCUCCAACGCCGCCGUCCUCUCCGGCGAAUCCAACCUCUUCGUCAAAAUCAACAAGGUGGAGAAGCUCGAAGGCGAGGCGUACGUGAACGUGCGCAAGGGGAAGAUCAUCCCCGGCUACGAGCUCAACGUCUCGCUUUCCUGGGAAGGCGAGGCGAAGGAUUCGGAAGGGAAGACGGUCUUGAAGGCGGAGGGUGCGGUUGAUAUGCCGUACAUCUCCGAUGAGAAUGCGGAUGAGGAUCCCGAGAUUAGGGUUUCGGUGAAGGAUGAAGGGGCGAUUGGGAAGACGUUGAAGGAGGCGAUGGUGACGAAGGGGAAGGUGAUUGUUCAGGAGAAGGUUAGGGCUUACGUGGAGGCGAUGGCGAGAGGAGGUCCUUGUAGGGAUGAGUUGGAGUCUAAGAAGGCGGCUCCCAAGUCUGCGGCUGCGCCGGCGGCAACCGUGGAGAAGACUAGUGCUUUGCCUGCUGUGGUGGUGGAGAGUAAGGUUGUGAAGGAGAAGAAGAAAGUGAAGACGAAGGAAGGGUUCAAGACGAUUACUAUGACUGAGAAGUUUAGUUGCAGAGCUAAGGAUCUGUAUGAGAUUCUGAUGGAUGAGAAUCGUUGGAAGGGGUUCACGCAGAGCAAUGCUAAGAUCAGUAAAGAUGUGAACGGUGAGAUUAGUUUUUUUGACGGGUCGGUUACUGGGACGAAUGUGGAGCUUGAAGAAGGGAAGUUGAUUGUUCAGAAGUGGAGGUUUGGGAGCUGGCCUGAUGGUCUUGAUUCAACGGUGAAGAUCACUUUCGAGGAACCUGAAGCUGGAGUCACCGUUGUCAAUCUUACUCACACUGACGUUCCUGAAGAAGACAGAUACGGGAAUGCGACUGUGGUGGAGAACACGGAGAGAGGAUGGAGAGACCUCAUCUUCCAUAGGAUCCGUGCCGUUUUCGGGUUUGGAAUGUGAUUUGUGAUUUUGCUUAAUCAAAUAACAAAAUCAGCAUUGCUUUAUCUACAAGUUUGAUUGUGAUUUCAAUUCAAAACAAAAGGGACUUAUAAACAGUGCAGAAGAGUGUAUGGCUUUUUAACAUUUAGCUUAUGCAUUUUCCAUGAA
Molecule: messenger RNA, 1316 nt
Organism: Raphanus sativus (radish)
Lineage: Eukaryota; Viridiplantae; Streptophyta; Magnoliopsida; Brassicales; Brassicaceae
Exons: 4
Coding region: 102-1169 (355 amino acids)
Biological process (GO): positive regulation of ATP-dependent activity; protein folding
Cellular component (GO): cytosol
Molecular function (GO): protein-folding chaperone binding; ATPase activator activity
Source: RefSeq, a predicted model, not a curated record